AUGAAGCUGAUAUCCACCGAAUUUUGCAUCAAAAUGUUGAAUGCGAAAGUGUUGCUGCUUUGUCUGGUCGCGUCAAGCUCAGCGCAGGCAUCGGUUGCUCAUAUCGAAGCGAACCCGGACGCCAAAAGACUGUACGACGAUCUGCUUAGCAAUUACAACCGCCUGAUACGGCCCGUGGUGAAUAACACCGAAACGCUGACCGUGUGGCUCGGGUUGAAGCUGUCACAGCUAAUUGAAGUGAGCCUGCGAAAUCAGGUAAUGACCACGAAUCUGUGGGUGAAGCAGAAAUGGUUCGACUACAAGCUCCGGUGGGAUCCGGAGGAGUACGGUGGCGUGGAGAUGCUGUACGUCCCAUCGGAACAGAUCUGGCUGCCUGACAUUGUGCUGUACAAUAACUGGGAUGGCAACUACGAGGUGACGCUCAUGACGAAGGCAACACUGAAGUACACCGGGGAGGUAUUUUGGGAACCGCCGGCAAUCUACAAAUCAUCCUGCGAGAUGAACGUCGAGUACUUCCCGUACGACGAACAGACGUGCCUGAUGAAGUUUGGCUCAUGGACGUACAACGGUGCACAGGUGGAACUGCGUCAUCUAGACCAGAUCCCCGGCAGUAAUCUCGUGCAGAUUGGGAUUGAUUUGAGUGAGUUUUACCUUUCGGUCGAAUGGGACAUCCUGGAAGUUCCGGCUAGUCGCAAUGAGGAAUAUUAUCCUUGCUGUCCAGAACCGUUCUCAGACAUCACGUUCAAACUUACGAUGAGGAGGAAAACACUAUUCUACACGGUCAACCUGAUCAUACCUUGCGUUGGUAUCACGUUCCUGACGGUGCUGGUGUUCUAUCUGCCGAGUGAUUCGGGCGAGAAGGUCACGCUUUGCAUCUCGAUUUUGGUGUCACUGACUGUGUUCUUUCUGCUGCUGGCCGAAAUCAUCCCUCCGACAUCGCUGGCCGUGCCACUGUUGGGCAAGUAUCUGCUCUUCACGAUGAUCCUUGUAUCGUUAUCGGUUUGGACGACCGUCUGCGUGCUCAACGUCUGGUACAGGAGCACAUCGACACAUAAAAUGUCACCCUUCGUCCGGAGGCUGUUUCUGGAGAUAAUGCCCAAGAUCUUGAUGAUGCGCCGGGCAAAGUACACGCUGCCGGAUUACGACGAUUCAACGCCCAGCAAUGGCUACACGAACGAAAUCGAAAUGAGCGUUAGCGAUUUCCCCGGCGAGUUCAAGGAAGGUGGUGACAGUUUCGAUAAUAUAGGAGUUAAUCUUUCGCACGGUUCAGUCGAGGCGGAAAAUGUCAUCCCGAAGCAAUUAUCACCGGAGGUGCUGUCCGCAAUACAGGCGGUACGAUUUAUUGCCCAGCACAUUAAGGACGCUGAUAAGGAUAAUGAGAUCGUCGAAGACUGGAAGUUCGUUUCGAUGGUGCUGGAUCGGUUCUUCCUGUGGGUGUUUACAAUUUCCUGCAUUUUCGGCACGUUCGGUAUCAUCUUCCAGAGUCCAUCGCUCUACGAUACGCGGGCCCCGGUCGACCAGCAGCUGAGCGAAAUACCGCUGCGCAAGAACAACUUUAUGCUUCCGCCGGACAUCGUACGUAUCACGCUGGAUUAA
This is a messenger RNA of Anopheles marshallii, 1596 nucleotides long. It is a transcript of the gene nAChRbeta2, whose product is annotated as acetylcholine receptor subunit beta-like 2. The record is from RefSeq and is a predicted model, not a curated record. Gene Ontology annotation, molecular function: transmembrane signaling receptor activity; acetylcholine-gated monoatomic cation-selective channel activity. Gene Ontology annotation, cellular component: neuron projection; postsynaptic membrane; synapse. Bases 1 to 1596 code for a protein of 531 amino acids. The transcript has 9 exons. NCBI's taxonomy places the organism in Eukaryota, Metazoa, Arthropoda, Insecta, Diptera, Culicidae. Gene Ontology annotation, biological process: signal transduction; nervous system process; chemical synaptic transmission.